GAUUUCUGGGAUGCGAGCGGAGAGAGCAAACCAGCGCACUCCUUCAGCCUUUCUUUGGUAGGGGGAGGGGCCGAGAAUUAGGAAGGGGGAUAGUUUCUCAGAACGGAGAAGGGAAUUAGGGAAUUCCCUCCCCUUCUUUAUAUAGGUGGCUGAGCGAUCACGCUGUCAUUAAAGGCACGUCCCUUCCCUUUGCUGCUGUGCCAAACACAGGGAGACCGCCAAGCGGACACUGAGAAGGUCAAACCCCGCCUGCUUGGAGGUGUUACAGACCUCCUUACUUUACCUAGGGGAAAGGGGCGCCCGGACCGCGCUCCUUUUUUCGUGCACCGAAGCUGCAUGGCUUGUGGCUCAUUUUCCCAGCUGGCAAACGUCACCAUGAAGACAAGGGAAUGCCUGUGAGUCAAAAAGUAAAUGCCAACAUCCAGCUUUUCAAGGAUUUUCGAUGCCCCUUUGGCCCACCAGGCACCAUAUAGGACCAUAAGGGUUAAAGAUGAUCUACGUUCCACUCUCGAGAUCUAAGUCGGAAUGUGGUAUCGGGGGAGGUGAUUGGCUGCGAAGGUGAAGCCCCGCACACGUGACUCCAUAGCACCGCUCUUUAGAAGCAUAGACCGAGAUAGGGCGUGGCCGAGGGAGGAGGAGCGGGAAGCACGCGAUAGAAAACAAGCGAGUGGAACUUGGGAGGCCGAGUGGGGCCCUCCAAAAGUAAGUGAAAAAAAAGGGACCGGCGGUCGCCUGUUUAGAUUCGAGUACGUUUUUUUAAAAAGAGGAGAAACGGUAAAUAGAGGAAAGGAGACAGCGAGAGCGAUGGCAAAUCGUUUCGUCGCACACAGUCCGGGACAACCGUUCUCUCAAGGCCCUAGGCAGGGAGGGCGGGCUCCAGAGGCCCAGAGAAGUGUCGGGUCUGUCUGGGUCGGCCGGCACUAGCGGCCCCAGGGACGCAUCUGAGGAGGAAGAAAAGGAAGCGAGGCCCGAUCGCGUGUCCAUGCAGCAGUCCCGGCUCCCGGGCCCCCACGCCGCCGACAGAGCCCUGGAGGAGACCUGCAUGGACGGGCAUGGGGAGAGCUGCCCCUUCUUGCGCCGCCGCCGCCGCCGCCAGGGCUGAGCCGGACAGGCACUGGCUACGUCGCGGCUGGCGCUCGCCUCCGCUUGUCGCCCUGCUGCUCCUGCUCGGCCUCGGGGGACUGCCCGCAGGUUAUUGCCAACAGCCUGCCCAGUGUCGAAUCCAGAAAUGUACCACAGACUUUGUGUCACUGACUUCUCACCUGAACUCUGCCAUUGAUGGCUUUGAUUCAGAGUUCUGCAAGGCUCUACGUGCUUAUGCUGGCUGUACCCAGCGUACUUCCAAAGCCUGCCGUGGAAACCUGGUCUACCAUUCAGCUGUGCUAGGAAUCAAUGACCUCAUGAGCCAGAGAAACUGUUCCAAGGAUGGACCCACAUCCUCCACCAACCCUGAAGUUACCCAUGACCCUUGUAACUAUCAUAGCCAUUCAGAAGCUAGAGAACAUCAGGGAGGGGACCAGAGUCCUCCCACUUACCUUUUUUGUGGCUUGUUUGGAGAUCCUCAUCUUAGAACUUUUAAUGAUCACUUUCAAACAUGCAAGGUGGAAGGUGCCUGGCCUCUUAUAGAUAAUAAUUAUCUUUCUGUGCAAGUGACAAAUGUACCUGUGGUCCCUGGAUCCAGUGCUACUGCUACAAAUAAGGUAACUAUUAUCUUCAAAUCCCACCAUGAGUGUACCGAUCAAAAAGUGUACCAAGCCGUGACCGAUGACCUGCCUGCAGCCUUCAUCGAUGGCACCACCAGUGGCGGAGAUGGUGACGUCAAGAGCCUGCACAUUGUCGAGAAGGCAAGUGGCCUCCAUGUGGAGAUGCACGCCAGGUAUAUAGGGACCACCGUGUAUGUGCGGCAGUUGGGUCGCUACCUGACGUUGGCAAUCCGCAUGCCCAAGAGCCUGGCUAUGGCUUAUGAAGAAAGCCAGGAUCUACAGCUCUGCGUGAAUGGCUGCCCCCUGAGUGAGCGCAUUGACGAUGGGCAGGGGCAGGUGUCGGCCAUCAUGGGGCACACGAUUCCCCGCACCGCCUCCGCCCAGGCCUGGCCCGACUAUACACUGGAGACCGCCACUACCCGAUGCCACGAGAAGAUGCCAGUGAAAGACAUCUAUUUCCAUUCCUGUGUCUUCGACUUGCUCACCACCGGGGACGCCAACUUUACUGCGGCCGCUCAGAGUGCCUUGGAGGACGUGGAAGCCCUGCACCCCAGGAAGGAGCGCUGGCACAUCUUCCCCAACAGCAGGGCCGGGGAGCUCCUGGGGAGCCGCGGCCUGGCCGUCACGCUGAGACUCACGUGCUCGAUGAUCCUCGUCGUGUUUUUGUAGGGUUGUUUUUUGUCUAUAACAAAAGUUUUAAAAUAUAUAUUGUCAUAAUAUAUUGAGUAAAAAGAUAAGAGUAUAUAUGUAUAUACCAUGUAUAUGAAGGGAUGUUUGUCCUGGGACACCCACCAGAUUGUACAUAUUGUGUUGGACUGUUUUUCAUGUAUGUUGGAUGUAGUAUUCUUUGAUUGUAUCAAUUUUGUUUUGCAGUUUUGUGAAAUGUUUUAUAAUGUCCCUGCAUUGGGACCUGUUAGAAAGCACUUUAUUUUUUAUAUAUUAAAUAUUUAUGUGUGUAUAUGGUUAGUAUGUAUAGUCCAUUCACCCAGACACCACGCCCAGCACUCCCUCUGAAGAAGGCCUACUUAAGGCGCACAUAUGCUCAUCGCUACUAUUUUUUUAGCUGAUUCUUAGUGCUGUGUUGCCAAGGACUUCAAUUUUCACGUUCGAGAAAAUCAUUCUUUAUUUUUAUAGAUCGUUCAUUUAAAUUUUUAUUUUCAUCCUUCUUCCCUCUGUUUUUCACCGAAUGAUGAACAUAUAUGUUUAUCUUAGACUACUGAGGAAGAGAAUCCAACUGCCAGUCUUACAGUGAUAUUUUUGCCAUUCUUUAGAAAGAAGAGAGGGGCUCUUUUGAUUCAAAAUAUUUGUUCUCUGAUGGACUAUCCAAUUCUUUUGAAUAUCUUUCCUGAUGUCAUCAUUUUGUUUCUUAGUUUUCCUGGCCCUCUUUUCCCUUUCCACGUUUUUUCAUACAUUACCUUCCCCAGUUAGGACUAUGUCUAUACAUAAAAGAUGAAAUGGAACAUGUAAACAGUGACAAUACAAGGUUUAUGAUGCUGACAUAGCAAAUUGGAGAUGGUUUAAAUAAUAGUUGCUGCCCAGGUCAUGCAUCAGCUUCCCUUCCAAAACCUUCUGCUGAAAUUUAGAAGUAGUCAUGUACUGUGUGGGAGCCAGAGCUCUGAUUCUUGUCUCUCGAUGCAUCUGUCCCCUCCCCUUCUACAGCUAAAAGAAAGAGCAGAAUCAGAUGAAUCUUUGAAAGUAUAAUCUUGAAUCAAGUGGAACUAACACAGCUUUACUGCAUUUCGAUGAUUGUAAUAUACAGAUCUGUGUUUAGCUUGUGUUUGUCAGCUGACUGCCUCCCUUUUCUACACAACAUUCCCUGUAGGCAACAAAUGACCAAGUCUUGCUUUCAUUUUUCCAGCUGAGGAAGCUGGCUGUAAUUCCACACAGCCACCAUCUUGAGUGAUUUGAGGCUUCUUUGUCCUGAGAAAUGCUGGUUUAAUUUAAGGCAGUGAUGAGAUAGAUAUCUUUGGCUCCCUGUCAGUUCAUGUAUCCAAGAGCUUGAAAGAACAAGUCAACGCUAGGUCUGGGAAAUUUGUUGAAAAGAAUCCUGGCUCUCACAUGAAAUAAAACAGCUCCAGAGCUAGAGACUACAAGGUUAUGGGAACUUCCAGAUGAAGAAAUUCCCUCUACCAAUGCAGGUGAGCAUCCUCUCUGCAACUCAUAAUCUAAGAGAGAGAUGCUGUGUGGGGCACUUGGGGGUUAUAUACUUUGCCUAAGGACACAAAAUUAUGGUGGACCAGAAGUGAGACGUACAUAUGCUCAGAGCUAGUUGAAUGGAAGUAAAGCUUGAGAGGAUCUUAGAAUUGUUCAGUCUAGCCCUCUUGUUUUACAGAUGAGGAAACCAGAGUUUAAUUGCCUUGCCAAAGUCACAUAGCUAAGUAAUAGAACCAGGGACUUGAACCCAAGUCCUCUGCCUUCAAAUCAAGCGCUAUUUGAAUAAAUUUGUUUUAAAGAAAAAUAUUUAUAAAUCAUAGAUUUUGCACAAAUCAUUAUCAAGUUGAAGAAAAGAGCUUUUCUCAAAGCAAUAGGUGAGAUCCUAAAGGCUUUUUGGACUGAAAGAUGUGGCCCUGUUCAGGGGAGGAGUGUGCCUCUAUUAAUGAUUUGGAAAAAGAAAGCUGAGCUUUGUAUUUCACAUUAAAGGAAAAAUGGAAGUGGUCUGUAUUCCUGCACUAUAGGUAGAAAUACCUAGCUGUCUCACAGUAUUCUUAGCCAGUUCUCUUGCUAAAAUCCUCACACAACCACUUUUCUAUAAUCCUAGGCCCCACAGAUCAGUAUGUUUCAGAACUGGAAGUUCUUCCCUAGGGGAAGAGUUUAGUUCAUUUAAUGCUGUUUCUUCUCUAGGGUUUCUGGAGAAAAUGUUAACUUGCACAUGUUGGUUCCUGAAAUACACCAUUAGCCCAAAAAAUUCCCUUUCACCCCAAGCCUGUGGGUAGAGAGUCUGAAGCUGGCAAAUGGUCUCCGGGGGGAACUCGAGCGUAGAAGGAACACGGAUUUUCCACAGAUGCUUCCAGUGACUGCCUUAAGAAGCCUUCAAUUCUUUUCUAUUUCUUUGUGUGUUUGGAAACCCCCACAAUGUGUUUGUCAAGACUUUGCAGGAAACUUUUAGAUGUGGUUCAUGGAUAUACUAAGUAUUUGUGUAAAAGAGUGAGUGUGCAGUGUGUAAAUACUUUAAAUUAUUAUGCUAGAAAAAUAAAGUUACAUACCCUGCUGUGGAA
Monodelphis domestica (gray short-tailed opossum) is the source of this 4918-nucleotide messenger RNA. It is a transcript of the gene RGMB, whose product is annotated as repulsive guidance molecule BMP co-receptor b. The record is from RefSeq and is a predicted model, not a curated record. Gene Ontology annotation, cellular component: plasma membrane. Gene Ontology annotation, molecular function: coreceptor activity. Lineage: Eukaryota; Metazoa; Chordata; Mammalia; Didelphimorphia; Didelphidae. Gene Ontology annotation, biological process: BMP signaling pathway.